AUGGAACAAGUGAUCGCCUUUAACACCUACGAAAGCGUCGAAGCGCUCAUAAGAAAUGCCCACAAAUGGCUUUUUCAGAGACCGGCCUGUCCCCUCGACGCCAGGCCAAUGGUCUCCGCUAUGGCGUUUGCAAUUGAGCAUGCCCCGCUUGCUGUGAGCACGUUCCUAGUAGCCUUCGGCUGA
Phytophthora nicotianae INRA-310 is the source of this 183-nucleotide messenger RNA. RefSeq lists its product as hypothetical. Bases 1 to 183 code for a protein of 60 amino acids. The record is from RefSeq and is a predicted model, not a curated record. The transcript has 2 exons. NCBI's taxonomy places the organism in Eukaryota, Oomycota, Peronosporomycetes, Peronosporales, Peronosporaceae.